This is a messenger RNA of Cucumis sativus (cucumber), 1314 nucleotides long. RefSeq lists its product as hypothetical. Bases 51 to 998 code for a protein of 315 amino acids. Lineage: Eukaryota; Viridiplantae; Streptophyta; Magnoliopsida; Cucurbitales; Cucurbitaceae. The record is from RefSeq and is a predicted model, not a curated record. The transcript has 5 exons. Gene Ontology annotation, molecular function: hydrolase activity.
CUUCUUCAACCUCAGAAAAAGAAAGAUAUUAUCUAGUCUAGAUCCAUCCAAUGUCAAAGGAGACGAAACCCGGGGUGCUGUGUUGUAUAGGGGACAUCCAUGGAUACUUCACCAAGCUUCAGAACCUAUGGCGAAACCUUGAAUCCGCCAUCGGAGCCUCUGACUUCGCCUCCGCAACUGUCAUCUUCUUGGGAGAUUACUGCGAUAGGGGGCCCAAUUCACGAGAAGUCAUUCAGUUCUUAGUCUCACUGCCUUUCAGGUAUCCAGAUCAAAAACAUGUGUUUCUAGCAGGAAAUCACGAGUUCGGAUUGGCAGGGUUCUUGGGGCUGGUGGAAGCUCCGUCGGACGGAUCGGGGUUCGAGACGACAUGGAAGGGGUUCGAGGAGAGAGAGGAAGAAGAAGGAUGGUACAAGGGGGAGGGGUAUGAGAAGAUGCAUUUGCAAGCAAGGAUGUGGGGUGGGACUACAAGGGAGAGAUUUGAUGCAUAUGGAAUUGAGUUUAUGGGCUCAGUUUAUGAUGCUGCACCAACAUUUGAGUCCUAUGGUGUUCCUCAUGGAUCUUAUGAUUUGAUGAAUGCAGUACCUGAUGAACACAAGAAGUUCCUUUCCAAUCUGGUUUGGGUUCAUGAAGAAGAUGAUGUGUGUUUGGAGACAAAAGAUGGGAUAAAAACGUACAGAUUGAUAGCAGUUCAUGCAGGUUUAGAGGAAGGGAAAGAUAUCGAAGAGCAACUCAAGUUUUUGAAAGCCAAAGAAACCAAAUUCCCCAAAAUAAUGGGCCUCAGUGGGAGGAAGAAUGUUUGGAAUAUCCCAAAGGAACUAAGUGAGAAUAAUAAUGAUGAAAAGGGAACCAUACUUGUAAGUGGACACCAUGGAAGACUUCAUAUGGAUGGGUUAAGAUUCAUCAUUGACGAAGGUGGCAGUGCCCCUGAAGUCAAUCCCUUAGCUGCAAUAAUUCUACUUCCUUCCAUCAAAAUUGUCCGUGACACAGACCUCCUUUAAACUCUCUAUCUUAUCUUUUCAAUAAUCACAGUUGUAUUCAACUAACAAUUUAGUUUCUUUUCCCUGUACUGUAUUAAAAAAUGAAACUAUAAUAAUAAUAAUUUAAGAAUGAAUUGAGGGCCAAGUAGUAGAGGCAGAGGAGAUUUCGGUGGGCAUGCAGUUGGUGUAUAAUAGUUAUUUUCUAUGUGCACCAUAGUUUCCGUGUUGUAUGCGAAGUCGGCCCCGUUGGCGGACUCAAUCACGCCCCUAAUUGUGCAACUUUCAAACCUUCUCAAUACAUAUAUAUAUAUAUAUAUAUAUGAUAUGCAUUCUCACA